This is a messenger RNA of Rhizophagus irregularis DAOM 181602=DAOM 197198, 1818 nucleotides long. RefSeq lists its product as uncharacterized. NCBI's taxonomy places the organism in Eukaryota, Fungi, Glomeromycota, Glomeromycetes, Glomerales, Glomeraceae. The record is from RefSeq and is a predicted model, not a curated record.
AAUCAACAACGACAUAUUUGCUUGUUUCACGACACCGGAAUUUGUUAUAUUAAAUUUCAAUUUUUUUAAUAAAAAGUUUAUCUCACGUUAUCUGUUAUCAGUUAUGACUUCUAUUCGAGAAGAAUUAGUUUACAUUGUAAUCAAUAAAGCAUAUGCAUUAAUAGAUUAUAAUAUCCAAAAUACUAUAGACAAACAAUUUGAAUUUGUAAAAAAAAUUGUUCUUGCUGACAAAUCUCUUACAAAAAAUGAAAAAUCAUUUGCAAUAAAUCAGUUAAAUAAAGAUUCUGACUCUUAUAAACUUCUUUAUAAUGAAGGAACAAAAAGAAUUUGUGAAAAUUGUUAUGAUGAAUGUUUAGCUACGUUAUUUUGUGAACAUUGUGUUCGAAAUUAUUUAAAAUCAAAUUUUUCAAAUUGGACAUCUGGAAAUAAUGAUAUUGAUAAUUUAAUACGGCAAUGUCAAAUGAAAACAAUUAAUCUAUAUAGAAUAGUAGAAUGGAUUCCAUAUAAUAAUUUACAAAAUAUUAAUUAUUUAACUAAAGGUGGAUGCUCUGAAAUUUAUACGGCAGAUUGGACUGAUGGUCAUUAUGUUGAAUGGGAUUCAAAAGAAAAACAAUUAAAAAGAUUAGGGCAAAGUGUAAUACUCAAAAAGUUAGAAAAUGUUGAAAGUGCUAAUAGAAGUUGGUUUGAAGAGAGUAAAUCUCAUUUAUCUAUAAGUAACAAAUAUAGUCAAGUUGCUGAAUGCUAUGGUUUAACAAAAAAUCCAUCAAAUGGAAAUUAUAUGCUUGUAAUGAGUCGUUAUGAUAUAAAUUUAAGAGAAUAUUUACAACAAAAUCAUAAUAAACUUAAAUGGAAAGAAAGAAUUCAAAUAAUUAAUGCUAUUAUUGGUGCACUUCGUCAAAUCCAUCAAAAUAACGUAAUCCAUAGAGAUUUACAUUCUGGAAACAUAUUAUUUAAUCAAAUAGUUCAAUUAUUCAAAAUUAGUGAUUUUGGAUUUUGUGGACCAGCUGAUAAACCAUUAAAUAGUAUAUAUGGAAAUCUUCCUUAUAUUGCACCCGAAGUUAUUUGUGGAAAAAGGACUACUUUUGCAUCUGAUAUUUAUAGUAUUGGUAUGCUUAUGUGGGAAAUCUCAUCCGGACAACCACCUUUUGUUUAUAAACAUAAUUAUGAUCUUGCAUUAAAAAUAAUAAAUGGAAUGAGGCCAAGAAUAAUACCGGGAACUCCUUUAAAAUAUAAAGAACUAAUGGAACAAUGUUGGGAUGCUGACCCAACAAAAAGACCUGAUAUCUAUACUCUUGAUAAGGAAAUAAGUUCUUUAUAUAGAAAAUAUCUCAAUAAUGAAAAUGAUGAACAACAGACAAAUAACAUUACAAACAUAGAUAACUUUCAAUUAAACACAAAUUUUAGUAUAAGUUCUACUAACUCUAUUAACACCUUUUUUAGAAAUUCUAGUAGCAGAGUUUAUUAUUUUAAAAAUUUGCCUGAACCAAGGAAUGCAACAAAAGAAGAACAAGAAGCUUACCAUAGUAUACAAUUUGACUUUGAUUUACAAGAUGGUAUGAUUACAGUAGAAGACGAAUCUAAUAAAAGAAUUUACUUUAAUGAAGGACAAAAUAAUUUAACUGUUAACCCUAACCCUAAGAAAGUAAAGUUGGAAAAUAAUGAUAAGGAUGAAGAUGAAACAUAUAAUCCAAAUUUUCAUUCAUCAGAAAAACGAGAUGAAUUAAAAGUUACUGAUUGUAAAAUGGAUCUUAACUAUCUAUUAAAUUAAAUUUAAUUAUAAUUAUUAUUUAGAAUUAUUUAAGCACUAAGGUUUAGAGU